UUAGUUGCGCAGAACGCUCUAAACUGUUGAUUACAGUUUUGCUCAAAGAUAAAGAACACAAGCGCUGCUCUAAAAGUCAGACGAAAGAAAUCAUGCUGCAAUGUGUUUGUUGCAAAUGCGGAGCGCUCGAUUGCAACGCAGGUUCGACUUUGUGCCUCGCCUUCGCGGGAAGACAUCAAGAUCAUUGUUUUUGUUGUGCGCAGCCACCUCGGAUGAAAUGUAUCCACUGUAAUAUGUGGCGUGAGUUAUCGCCAAUGGAGGCGCACGGGCCCUGUGUUGGCGGUUCUUUGCAUGUAUUUGUCUAUUCGGAGCCAUGGCCGCCGUUCCCCGAUAAUAGCCCAUUAUCGCCGCUGCGCGCUAUGCCAAGCACGGACGGCGAUACGGAGCAAAUAUAUAGAGCCCCCGACUCACCAGCACAGUCAAAGGAAAGCCUUAACGACAUCGAGCGCGAACCGUAUUCAGUUGCAGACGACCACAUCGACAGCCCGGUGUCUGUCAUAGAUCUGGCCGACGACGAUCAAGAGGGGCAGCAGGACGCGGAUACAAUGUCCGACGUGGAUAUCAAGCCAAAGCUAUCAGUGAAAUGCCAGUGGGUGAACAUAUCCGAUAUACAGAAGUGGACAAAUUGCCAGCGCUGCGGCCUGGUGCGAAUCCAAAAGAAGGGCUGGCUGCGUCAUGUGCAAUCGUGCGCACAAGACCCGAAAUACAGAUCGAAUAAAUUGUUUAUACACCUCCACACAAAGGCCUGGUGCGGCAUGCUGGUGCGAGAUAUUUACUGGGACAAGCACACUCAUCCCGAGAAUGGGACAUGUGAUAUGUGCCGUCUAAGCCGCAUGAAUAAUGUACCUUUGCCAUAUCAACCAAAGCCACCGCCACGCAAGAACGAGAUCACUUUGGAGAGAAAUCGACGAUCUCGUAUGAUAAUUAGCCGUAGGAAACGUAGACAAACAAUUGCCUUAGAUACGGUUAUACACAAUGCAGGCGGCACGGACUCCAUGCAAAUUGUUGACUGCUCUUCGCUACGUCAAAUCUAAGGCUCGUUCUAAGCAAGACAAAAAGUAGCACCAUUAUUAUGUUUACUUUACUUUAGCUAUGUAUGUAUAAGUAUAACGCUUUAUUGACCAAAAGUGCAUUACAUGUGUAUCCAAAGGAUUAAAAUAUCCCAGUUAGACGACUGGUGUGUCAGGAAAUUCAUAAGAAGUAUAACAAAUAUAUCCAAGUAUAUCCGAA
Messenger RNA from Drosophila montana, 1230 nucleotides. RefSeq lists its product as uncharacterized. The record is from RefSeq and is a predicted model, not a curated record. NCBI's taxonomy places the organism in Eukaryota, Metazoa, Arthropoda, Insecta, Diptera, Drosophilidae. The transcript is spliced from 2 exons. Bases 93 to 1034 code for a protein of 313 amino acids.